AUGGAGAUCUUGUUGGUCCUGCUGAUCCUGGGCCACCUAAUAGUGCUCACCUACGGCCAACCCAUCCUAAGAGCGCCAAAGAGUGUGACAGGGACCCGGAAUGGGGACGUGACAUUACAGUGCAUCUAUACUCCCAUGAGAGGCUACAGUCAAGAGUCUGUGAAAUGGCUGGUACGACAUGGCUCUGAUCCAGUCACCAUCUUCCUACAUGACUCCUCGGGAGACCAUAUCCAACAGGCCAAAUACAGAGGCCGCCUGAAAGUGAGCCAGAAACUUCCAGGGGAUGUGUCUCUCCAACUGAAUUCCCUUCAGAUGGAUGACAGGAGUCACUACACAUGUGAAGUCACCUGGCAGAGCCCAGAGGGAACCCAAGUGAUGAGAGAUGAGAUUAUAGAGCUCCGUGUCCAGAAAUACCCCUCUAAUCCAACUAUAAUCAAUGUUGAAGCACUUACAACCAUGCAAUCCCCCUUGGAAGCAACAACUACAGUGAAUUCAACCUGUGACUGGACCACUAAGGAGAAUGGAAAAUUUACGGAGACCACUAUAGGGAGUGGAAGGAACCUGAAAGUCUUUCUCAUCAUCUGCAUCACCUCCCUUUGCUGCAUAGUGGUUGUCACCACGGCUUAUUUUAUCUUCUGCCACAGGACAUUCCAGCAAGAGUAUGUCUGUGAACUAAACAGGGUGUAUGCCAAGGAGACCAGAAACUCUGGAGAAACCACAGAGGUGACUACCUUCACAAAUGGGUACUUCAGUGACGAACCAGAUUCCCAUGCUCUGAUCAAUGACUAUUUUGAUGAGUCCUUGCCUGGACCAGGAGUACUAGAUAACCACCCAGAUCAACGAUGA
Microtus ochrogaster (prairie vole) is the source of this 846-nucleotide messenger RNA. It is a transcript of the gene Vsig4, whose product is annotated as V-set and immunoglobulin domain containing 4. Gene Ontology annotation, molecular function: complement component C3b binding. Gene Ontology annotation, biological process: negative regulation of T cell proliferation; negative regulation of complement activation, alternative pathway; negative regulation of interleukin-2 production. The record is from RefSeq and is a predicted model, not a curated record. NCBI's taxonomy places the organism in Eukaryota, Metazoa, Chordata, Mammalia, Rodentia, Cricetidae.